This is a messenger RNA of Colletotrichum higginsianum IMI 349063, 891 nucleotides long. RefSeq names its product Arginase. The record is from RefSeq and is a predicted model, not a curated record. Bases 1 to 891 code for a protein of 296 amino acids. The transcript has a single exon. Gene Ontology annotation, cellular component: cytosol; cytoplasm; nucleus. NCBI's taxonomy places the organism in Eukaryota, Fungi, Ascomycota, Sordariomycetes, Glomerellales, Glomerellaceae. Gene Ontology annotation, molecular function: manganese ion binding; arginase activity.
AUGCCUCACACUUCGGUCACGAUCAUCGUCUCCCCCUACCACGUCGGCCUCUACGACCACCGCGUCGGCUCCGGGCCUCUCCGCAUCUUGUCCCAUGGCCUGGCCGACAAACUCGAGGCCCUCACGCCCAUCAAGUUCGUCAACAUCGGUCCCGUCGACGACUUCGAGGGCGAGAUUGGAAGGACGUUCGAGGUGAUUCGCCGCGUUUCCGCUGCCGUCUCCAGCGCGGUAUCUGACGGCUCGUUCCCGCUCGUCUUGUCGGGCAACUGUUACGCCAGCGCUGCCGUGGCGGCCGGCCUGAACGAGUCUGUCCCUGAUUUGAAAGUCCUGUGGAUCGACGCGCACGACGAUUUGGAUACCCCGUCCACGAACGAGAACGGGUACCUUGACGCGAUGGCCUUGUCGAUGAUGAGCGGGCUGAGCUGGCACAGGCUCAUGGGCUCUGUGCCGGGACAUGUCCCUGUGAGCUUGGACAGAGUGGCGUACUGCGGGUUGAGGGAUGUGAGUGAGACUCAGAGGGAGACUGUCACGGAAGCCGGCAUUGAUGUCGUCUGGGGCAAUGCGGAGAAGAAGGUUGAUUUUGGAGCGGAGCUGGGCACUCUGUUGGAUCGGAAGCGGUUUGAAAAAACCCAUGUUCACUUGGACCUGGACGUCUUGGACGAGUCUCUGGGGAGGGUCAAUGAUUGGCCCUCCCCGGGAGGCUUGGAUGCCCAGGAUCUGAUGAACUGUCUGGAGACGAUACCGAAGAAGACGGAGCCGACGAGCCUGGUGGUGUGUUCUUUCAACGCGAGGUUGGAGGGGGGAGACACGAUUGCAAGACUUGCCGUCAAGGGCAUUCUUCAGUUUGUGCAGGGUCUCAAGGACCGUGGGGUACUGACUACCAACUCAUGA